Molecule: messenger RNA, 2934 nt
Organism: Rhizoctonia solani
Lineage: Eukaryota; Fungi; Basidiomycota; Agaricomycetes; Cantharellales; Ceratobasidiaceae
Product: carnitine O-acetyltransferase
Exons: 13
Coding region: 1-2934 (977 amino acids)
Molecular function (GO): cysteine-type deubiquitinase activity; acyltransferase activity; K48-linked deubiquitinase activity
Source: RefSeq, a predicted model, not a curated record
AUGGAUCUCAAUCCUGUCUUCACGAACCUGUCGGCGUUCUCGAUUUCUCCUUCAUCGACCACCCACGCUCCAACUUUAUUCAAUCUCUCACGCGUGCGGCUUGUUCAUGGGUGGCUUGUUGAUCCACAAUCCCCGUCGUAUGCUGCAUUGGAUAAAGUAAGAGACUACGACGCUGCCGUCAACCUGAUUGUUAGUUGCGACUCAUUGAUGGGAGGGAGGAUGGUGGAGAGUGUUGGCGGGGCUGCUGCUGGGACUGGAGAGUCAGCCAAAACUGAUGUGGACGCACCAGCCAACGAUGAGCACAGGCGAAUGAUUGAAGAAGCCUUCCUCGUCCGAGACUUUUUGGAAGCCAACCCGACGCAACUCACUUACCAUGGCCUCGAAUCGCUAUUCAGUGCGAUGCACGCCCGCGAGUUGGUGUGCUUGUUCAGAAACUCGCAUCUCGGGGUCUUAUACAAGCGGGUGGAUGAGAAUGGUCACGAGUCGUUGUGGACACUGGUGACGGAUGCCAAUUUUGCGAAUGAGGGUGCUAUUGCUUGGGAGAGUCUUUGUGACAUCGAUGGUGCAGGGUCCGUGUUUGUUGAUUCGAGGUUUAGACCUGCGAACACAGCCGGCGGCGAUUAUGCCGGUCAUACAGCAGAUCAGAUCUUGCGAGAGCAGGCGCAGGUGGAAGCACUUGCCAACGAGGCGUCUGAUUUCGAGAUUGCCCAGCAACUGCAAGCUGAGGAAGAAGAGCAAGAGCGUCGGCGGAUAGCUGCUGAGGAACGUCGAAGACGCGAGCAACACAGUGGGAGACAACCUGUUUACUCACCCCAGCAUCAACAACCUCCUGCUGGACAAAUGGCGAACAUGAGAAUCUCGGACCAGCAUCUUACCGCUGAACAGUUGGCAGACGCGGGCAAGAAGACGAAGAAGGAUAAGGAUUGUGACCGCUACCGGUCUGGGGCUUCCAGGCUGCUCAACCCCCAGCUUGAAAUGUUCACUCUACGACGAGCCAUCGCUUAUACCCCUUCGUUUGUACCUCGUCACAGCAGAAUGUUUGCCCUCUAUGCCCCACUUCGUUCUGAACGUACGCCCACCUUUGCAAACCAACGAGGGCUUCAAAAGUUACCAGUACCUAGACUACGCCCCACGCUUGAUAGGUACUUGAAGAGCCUUGAACCACUAAUUGCGGAGAGUGGGCAUAACGUUGAGCUGGAGAUGCAGAAACGAGCAAGGAUGGCCGAAGAGUUUGAGCACGGAAUUGGCAAACUUGCUCAGGCGAGGUUGAUCGACCUCGAUAACGCAUCGGAGAACAACUGGCUCGAUGACAAUCUUUGGAUGAAGAAGGCCUACCACGAAUGGCGCGCACCUCUCUUGAUCAAUUCUAACUGGUGGCUCCUCUUCCACCAUGACACUACUAUCCCGGACCACAUCAAAUCCCACGACGGGACUUCAUCAUUGACCGGGGGUGUCAAACUACCUACGGGUGGCGAGGUCAGUGAUUGGCAGAUCCGACGUGCGGCAUGGUUAGCCGCUCGGUUUAUGAAUUUCAAGGAAAGGCUAGAGGCUCAAGAUAUCCACCCAGAUUCAUCACGAACAGGUCCGUUGUGCAUGUACCAGUACACUCGGCGUAUGAUGGAGCAGGUCGUAAUGUCGGCGUUAAAGAACUCGAGCACAGAUUGGGAGGUCGUAAAGGAUGUGCAGAAACGGGAGGCCGAGGGCCAACGAGCCAAACGCGUUGGUAUCCUCACCUCGGAUGAUAGGACACAAUGGGCAAAAAAUAGGGAGUAUCUAUUGACUUCGUCCGACCAAAACCGCAGCUCGUUCGAUGCCAUCGAAACUGCAAUGUUCACCAUCAGCCUGGAUCCAUAUACGCUUCCGCCCACUGCCAACAGCGCCCAGGAGCCUGAUGAGUUUAAGCAACCAGUGAUCGACGCUCAUGUCCGUAAUACAUCUUCAGGGCUCAAUGGACUCAACCGGUGGUUUGACAAAUCCUUGACUGUCUCUGUCGAGUCUAACGGAAGGGCUGGCAUGAACGGAGAACACUCACCCUGCGACGCGUUAAUACCCAGCAUUAUUGUGGAUUAUGUUGUGGCCGAGCCGAUCGAUAUCACGGCCUUUAGUGAGGCGCCUCAAAAACUUGGUGGUCUAGAGUACGUGGGCCCCGGCGAGGGCCAAGGAUGGAAACAUUUGGAUUGGGAGGUCGAUUCGAUCAUCGAGCGGGAAAUCAAACAAGCCGAAGGACGCGCCAAGGCGAUCGUAGAGGAUUCAGAUGCUGGCCAACUCUGGUACUCUGAGUAUGCUGCCGACUGGAUGAAAAGACAGGUAAGCAGAGUUUCUCCAGACGCAUACAUUCAGCUUGCGUUACAACUUGCAUGGUACAAGCAACACGGCUCCUUUACCGCCACAUAUGAGACUGCAUCCACUAGGCUGUUUAAACAUGGUAGGACAGACGUUAUCCGCACAUACAGCACCGACACCCGAGAUUUUGUCAAAACAAUGGUAGACUCGGGCGCAUCGGUGGAUGCGAAACUCGCCACAUUGCAACGUGCAAUAAAUUCGCAUAAUACAUACACGCGCGAUGCAUCAACAGGAAAAGGUUGCGACCGUCACCUCUUUGGUUUGAAGCAGAUGCUUCAGCCAGGAGAGAGCAGUCCAUUAUUUGAGGAUGAGCUGUUUGCCAAGAGUGCCGAGUGGAAGCUUAGUACUAGCGGGCUCAGUGCUGGAGAUCGCUUCCUUGGAACUGGUUUCGGUACCGUCUGGCCCGACGGAUAUGGCAUUAACUACCUUGCUGGCCCCAAAAUCAUUAAAUUUGGAAUCGAAUCCAAACACUCGUGCCCCACCACUUCCACCGCAGACUUCAAGGCAAAAAUCGUCGAAAGCCUGCGUGAGAUGAAGGCAAUAUUCAAAGAUUUAGAGACGAUUGAUACGACUCCCAAACCCAAACUCUGA